AUGGACAAGUUCAUGGUACUGGACGGCGAUUUUAAAGCUGAACUUCGUCGUCAUUUUCCGGAGGCCGAAAAUUUUGGGAACGCUUUCACUCUACACGCACUCAAGAAGGAUCGGUGGGCCGUAUUCAAAACUCACUUAGCUUUUUUGCGAGCUGGCGCCCAGAUAAUAAGAACUAAUACAUAUCAAGUCUCCAUAGGUGCUGUUGCAAGACAUUUGAAUUUACCUCCGAUUGAAUGUGCGGAAAUGAUACAGCGAGCCGUGAAAUUGGCCAAACAGGCCGUAAUGUGGUAUGGCGAAAAGACAGGAGAGGAUACAAGUUCCGAACAAUUUGAAACGCACCGACCUUUAAUAGCCGGAUCUUGCGGCAGUUACAUGGUUUCGCUUCUCGACGAUACAUCUGAUAAAUGCAAAGUCAAAUCAACGGAUAUCGCGAUUCAAAAGUCGGUAUCAUAUUUAAAGUUGUUUCACAAGCAACAUAUACGAGAGUUAUUGGAGGCUGACGUCGAUCUGUUGGCAUUCGAAUCUAUACCUUCUAAGAAUGAAGUUAAUGCGAUAAUUGAUGCGCUAAAGGACCAUCCAAAAAUCUGUGCUUGGAUCACAUUCUACUGUCCUCAGAAUACAAACCUAGUGGAUGGAUCAGACUUUGCACAAACAGCUGUACACUGUUACAAUUCCCUGCCUGAACAAAUUAUCGCGAUCGGUGCUGAAUGCGAUUCGCCGACAGCAAUGACACAGUUGAUGCGAAACCUCAACAACAGCAGAAAAUCUAAGAUACCGUUUAUGUUAUGUGCUGACAAAAAUUUUUUGCCUACUACGAGAAACGCUUCUGUAUCUAGCGCGGCGCAGCAGCACAAUUUCGUGCAGGAAUGGUGGGACGCUGGAGUACGUUACAUCGGGGGUGGUACUGACACAGUUGCGGAGGAUAUACAACACAUUUGCAAAAAAGUAGAGUAUUUCUGUGAGUCCACGGGCGAGCUUUUCCUUACCGGCAAGCCAUGUUCUUACCGAAAUAAGAAACAUCUGUUCAAGCUAUAA
Molecule: messenger RNA, 1035 nt
Organism: Dinoponera quadriceps
Lineage: Eukaryota; Metazoa; Arthropoda; Insecta; Hymenoptera; Formicidae
Product: homocysteine S-methyltransferase 1-like
Exons: 1
Coding region: 1-1035 (344 amino acids)
Biological process (GO): S-methylmethionine cycle
Molecular function (GO): S-adenosylmethionine-homocysteine S-methyltransferase activity
Source: RefSeq, a predicted model, not a curated record